Molecule: messenger RNA, 1204 nt
Organism: Xiphophorus maculatus (southern platyfish)
Lineage: Eukaryota; Metazoa; Chordata; Actinopteri; Cyprinodontiformes; Poeciliidae
Gene: acot13
Product: acyl-CoA thioesterase 13
Exons: 3
Coding region: 107-604 (165 amino acids)
Molecular function (GO): fatty acyl-CoA hydrolase activity
Source: RefSeq, a predicted model, not a curated record
UACGUUCAUCAUUAUAUUUAAACACAUAUUGCGCUCUCGUUUUUAUGCUUCUCCACUACUCUUGGUGCUCUCCCUUAAAUCUACUCAAGUUCCACCCGGACGAUUUAUGAAACGCAGCAACUUCCUGUUGGAAAUAAACACAACUUUGACAUUGCUUCGUUUAUGUCCGUCAAACAUGAGCACCCUGACUUUAAACUCACUGAGACAAAUAAUGAGAGCGAUGGUCGACCACUCGGGCUUCGACAGAGUCAUGAGCAAGGUGGACGUUGUGUCUGCAAGUCCCGGGAAGGUGGUGUGUGAGAUGCGGGUGGAGGAGGAGCACACAAACCGGGGAGGGACGCUGCACGGCGGGCUGACAGCCACCCUGGUGGACGUGAUCUCUACCAUGGCCAUUAUGCACAGUGAGAGAGGAGCCCCAGGGGUCAGCGUGGACAUGAAUAUAACGUACAUGAAUGCUGCCAACAUAGGGGAAGACGUCCUCAUCACUGCACAAGUUCUGAAGCAGGGGAAAACGCUGGCAUUUGCUACUGUAGAUCUCUCCAGCAAAACCUCAGGGAAACUCAUCGCUCAGGGACGACACACUAAACACCUCGGCAGCAGCUAAACCGUCUCUUCUAAUCAAAAUUGUAUAAUUUACUGCUAAAACUUGGGAUUCUGAAUAUAUACAGAAUGUACUUGCACUGUUUUUUUGUAAGUUCAUAAGUUUGCAGAACAAAUUUGUGUGUGUGUUUUUUUUUUCCCUAACUUGUGUUGUUGUGAAUAUUGAGCAGCGAAUGUUUCUUGUACAUGCAAUAAAGCCAGCUGGACAAAGAGUCGGGGUUUUUUUUCAGACUUUGCACUGUAUUGAGAUAUGCUCAGCAGUAAAGAUUAGAGAACAGAAAAUCAAAACCCAGAAGUUACAUGCCUUACACCCUUUUUUCAGCUAAAACACAUUGAAUCAGCAAGGAGCGAAACUUUACGUACUACUGUACUUCAUAGUCUUUGAAAAAGCAAACCCUUCAAAACUCAAUUUUAAUUUAAAGACGCUUGGCAGCAGAUUCGCAACUUUAAUAGAUCAAAUUAAACAGAAAUCAGUUAGCUUUAAGCAAAACAUUUUUGUUAGGUAUAUUAUUAUAAUUACUGUUAAAUCUGUCACCAUUGCAAUUCAUCACCGACCCACAUCCCUCCAAAAAAAAAAAAAAACAAUGCGCAAAACAUCCGAUUU